Molecule: messenger RNA, 1017 nt
Organism: Eurytemora carolleeae
Lineage: Eukaryota; Metazoa; Arthropoda; Copepoda; Calanoida; Temoridae
Product: caveolin-1
Exons: 5
Coding region: 1-378 (125 amino acids)
Biological process (GO): caveola assembly
Cellular component (GO): caveola
Molecular function (GO): molecular adaptor activity
Source: RefSeq, a predicted model, not a curated record
AUGGGGGAGAGAAGGAAGAGGAGUGAAGGGGAAGAAAAGGUCAUGUGGGAUGAUGUAUUCGGUGAACCUGAAGGAAUUCGAUCAGCUGAUUGGGCCUGGAGAUGCUCUUUCAAAUGUUUCAGAGGAACCAGGGAACAUUCAUGUAUGCCAUUAGCGCCUGAUCCAAUGAGGGUUCCGUCAUGUCAUAUUUGGUGCCUGGCGCCCUGCCUACGAACCUGGAAAAUCAACUGUUCCUUUACACGAGCAUGCUGUACAGUUUUCUGUGCAGCAUGCUGCGGUCCAUGUUCGGAAACUUGUGGACUUUACUUUUCUAAGGUGAAAGUAAGAUACCAAAGAUUGCCUGAUGGAGAUGAUGAGAAAGAUAUCAUGAUUGUCUAAACACUAUUUUAAAACAAAUCGUGGCAGUACAAUAAAAUGACUGUCCAAUGGGGAAAUCAAGUGACUAAUUUUUCUAAACUGAGAUUUUAAAAGUAAAGCCCAAAGUUCCUCACACUCGAGCCUUUGUUACACCGGCGUUUAGGUCUCCUGUUUGCUUUCUGAUUGGUUGAAUAGAAUAAUUAUUCGGCAAUGAUAACCACACAUUUAAUUCCUUUGAUUGGUAGAUUUCAAAAAUUCAAAUUUUUAUUUUCACAUUAUUCUUAUUCUAUAUGUAGAAAUAAACAAUUUUGACAUUACUAAUAGUUUCCAAGAUUUUAAACACAACACUACAAAAGUUUAAAAGGUUUUUGGGUUUAUAAUCUCAGCUCUGAAUUCAUUAGUUAUAAAUCCCUUAAACACAAAGUUGUCCAGAGGUAGAAUUUGAAGAAUUUGAGCCGCGGCUUAAAUUUAAACCACGGCCCAAAUAUGAUUGGUUCCACUGAAAAUUGUAUUCAGUUUUUCAAGAUUUAAGCCAACCCUCAAUUAAACAGGUUUUUGGGUGAUUUGAGACGCGGCUUAAAUUCAUUAAAUUCGGACACAGGAACUCUUUCAAUCCAUGCAAUGACAACCAACUUGUUCUUAGAAAUUAAAAUAGUUUUU